Sander lucioperca (pikeperch) is the source of this 4674-nucleotide messenger RNA. RefSeq names its product signal transducer and activator of transcription 5a (gene stat5a). Gene Ontology annotation, molecular function: DNA-binding transcription factor activity, RNA polymerase II-specific; RNA polymerase II cis-regulatory region sequence-specific DNA binding. The coding region runs from base 230 to 2590 and encodes 786 amino acids. Gene Ontology annotation, biological process: cytokine-mediated signaling pathway; cell surface receptor signaling pathway via JAK-STAT; defense response. NCBI's taxonomy places the organism in Eukaryota, Metazoa, Chordata, Actinopteri, Perciformes, Percidae. The transcript has 20 exons. The record is from RefSeq and is a predicted model, not a curated record.
AGAGAGAGAGAGCAGUGAACUGAGUGAGGCGAACUGUUGGAAACUACGCGACUGACGGACUGACAGAGAUUCCCGCUGUAGGUUGCUCACGUCGCUGCAGCCUCUUCCCCGCAUUUUAUGAAAAAGGACAGAGAGUCUUCAGUCGCUCCACAGAGGUUUGUGGUGCUCCUCUUUAGAGUUUCCUGCUGUUACAUGGUAACACAGAGCUGAAAGCAAGAGGGUGUCGAAGAUGGCAGUGUGGAUCCAGGCCCAGCAGCUCCAGGGAGAUGCUCUGCACCAGAUGCAGUCUCUGUAUGGUCAGCACUUCCCCAUUGAGGUGCGACAUUACCUGUCCCAGUGGAUAGAGGGCCAGCUCUGGGAUGCCAUAGACCUAGAGAACCCACAGGAGGAGUUCAAGGCCAAACGCCUGCUGGACAGUCUGAUCCAGGAGCUGCAGAACAAGGCCGAGCACCAGGUGGGAGAGGACGGCUUCUUACUCAAAAUCAAACUGGGACACUACGCCAGCCAGCUCAAGAGCACGUAUGACCGCUGUCCUCUGGAGUUGGUCCGAUGCAUCAAACACAUCCUCUACACAGAGCAGAGGCUCGUCAGGGAGGCCACCAAUUCGAGCUCUCCGGUGGGCGGGAUGAUGGACAGCAUGUCUCAGAAAUACCAACAGAUCAACCAAGCUUUUGAGGAGCUUCGACUGCUGACCCAGGACACUGAGAAUGAUCUGCGCAAGCUCCAGCACAACCAGGAGUACUUCAUCAUCCAGUACCAGGAGAGCCUCCGCAUCCAGGCACAGCUGACCAGCCUGGCCACGCUGCCCCCUGCUGACCGACAGCUACGGGAGCCUGCCCUUCUCAGCAAGAGAGCCACUGUGGAGGCAUGGCUGACCAGAGAGGCCAACACACUACAGAAAUACAGACUGGACCUGGCAGAGAAGCACCAGAAAACACUGCAGCUGUUGAGGAAGCAGCAGACCAUCAUUCUUGAUGACGAGCUGAUCCAGUGGAAGAGACGGCAACAGCUGGCAGGCAACGGGGGCCCGCCGGAGGGAGGCCUGGACAUCCUGCAGUCCUGGUGUGAGAAGCUGGCAGAAACUAUCUGGCAAAACAGGCAGCAGAUUCGGAGGGCAGAACACCUCAGACAGCAGCUGCCAAUCCCCGGCCCCAUUGAAGAGCUCCUCAACGAACUCAACAGUACUAUCACAGAUAUCAUCUCAGCAUUGGUCACCAGCACCUUCAUCAUUGAGAAACAGCCUCCACAGGUGCUAAAAACCCAAACCAAGUUUGCCGCUACAGUGCGCCUCCUAGUGGGCGGGAAAUUGAACGUGCACAUGAACCCUCCGCAGGUCAAAGCCACCAUCAUUAGUGAACAGCAAGCCAAGGCCUUGCUGAAGAACGAGAACACAAGGAAUGACAGCAGUGGAGAAAUUCUCAACAAUAACUGUGUGAUGGAGUACCACCAGACUACAGGCACUCUCAGUGCCCACUUCAGGAACAUGUCUUUGAAGAGGAUCAAGCGAUCGGACAGGCGAGGAGCAGAAUCUGUCACAGAAGAGAAGUUCACCAUUCUGUUCGAGUCCCAGUUUAGUGUCGGAGGCAAUGAACUUGUCUUUCAAGUGAAGACAUUAUCACUUCCUGUAGUAGUGAUAGUUCACGGUAGCCAAGACAAUAACGCUACAGCAACUGUGUUGUGGGACAAUGCUUUUGCAGAGCCGGGACGGGUGCCUUUCCUCGUGCCAGAUAAAGUGCUUUGGCCUCAGCUGUGCGAUGCCAUAAACAUGAAGUACAAGGCUGAGGUACAGAGUAACCGAGGCCUGUCUGAGGAGAACCUGGUCUUCCUGGCUCAAAAGGCCUUCAGCAGCUCCAGCAACAACCCUGACGAUUACCGCAACAUGACUAUGACUUGGUCACAGUUUAACCGGGAAAGCUUGCCAGGGAGGAACUUUACAUUUUGGCAGUGGUUUGAUGGAGUAAUGGAACUCACAAAAAAGCAUCUCAAACCACACUGGAAUGACGGAGCCAUAUUGGGCUUUGUGAACAAGCAGCAGGCUCAGGACAUGCUCAUGUCCAAACCCAACGGUACUUUCCUUCUGCGUUUUAGUGACUCUGAGAUCGGAGGAAUUACAAUUGCCUGGGUGGCAGAAAAUCCCAACAAAGCAGGUGAGAGAAUGGUUUGGAACCUCAUGCCCUACACAACCAAAGACUUCUCCAUUCGCUCUCUGGCUGAUCGCAUCAGCGAUCUCAAUCACCUCCUGUUCCUCUACCCCGACAGACCCAAGGAUGAAGUUUUCUCCAAAUAUUAUACCCCACCACUCUCCAAAGCAGUGGAUGGCUACGUGAAACCGCAAAUCAAACAAGUGGUGCCCGAGUUUACUACAGCCAAUCCAGACCCAGCCAGUGGAAAUCCUACCUAUAUGGAUCACGGCGCUUCCCCAGCACCCGUCAAUCACCCUCACACCUAUGGCAUAUACCCACCUAUGAGUGACUCUAUGUUGGACGCAGACGGAGAGUUCGACCUAGACGACACCAUGGACGUGGCGAGGCAUGUAGAGGAGCUCCUUCGGCGGCCCGUAGAGAGCCAGUGGGGUGGCCAACAGUCCUGACCCUUGACCUUUUAACCCGUGACAACACCAAACAAACCCUGCCUCCCAACUUGCCCCACUUGCAUUGACAUUUCUCAUGGUUUAAUUCCAUUCAAUUCAUCUCAUUUCUUUUUUCAGAUAGCUAUAAUGUGAAAUGUUAAUAAUGGUUGUGAUUUUAUUUUUCUGUUCAGCAUGAGAGCAUGCAUGUCAGUAACUUCUCUUAGUUUUAUUUGUGUCCAUAAGUGUUUGUAAAACAGACUAGGUAUAAAGCAAAACCUACAAUGUUACAAUAUUGUGAAAAAGAAAAGGUAAUAUUCAUUCACAUUGUGCAUGCAUUUCCAAUUGAUUUUGAACAGAUUAAAAAAAAAAUGCUACUGUAUGAAGUCAUUUUAACAGUUAAAUGUUUUAUUUUAUUUUCUUCUUUUGUAAAUGGGUUAUACGUAUUUUGAUAGUGAAAUUGAACUUGCCCUUUGACAAAAAAAGAAACUUUAAUGAAGAGUUUUGCUUUUGCUCUUAACAACAUAAUCGGAGUCAUUGCUCUGCAGAGUUACAGUCAAUCUUUUUGAAUCCAUAUACACUAACCUAAGGCAGAGUGACUCUCUUUGCUCGCUGCAACUGACAGCACACACAUCAGCACACAGUACACGCACGCAAGUGUACAAUGUAUUUGUUCUGAUUUGUUCAUCAGCUGAAACCCAGCAGGGGGAGUUCCAUGCACCUCCCUUGCUCUCACAAGGCUAUUUGUCUUAUGUUUGUAUCUUGAAAUGCAAAUCUAAGCAUUUACCCAGCGCUGCCUGCUUGUCCUCUCAGGUCCCUCUGUUCCCCUCAUCAAUGCUACCUCGCCUUAUUCUACUGACAGUCGUUGUUGUUUCUGCACCACAUUUACACCAGUAGGUACGUUCAUUAGGUUUUCUUCUUGUGAUUUGUGUUUAUAUGUGUGAAGGAGAUCUCCUUGUUGUCCGAUUGUUUUAUGCUUGAAGCCACUCACCUGAUGAAGUCUAGAGGCAUGAAGUGCCACUCGUCUGAUCGGGUAUUCCUGAAUAUUUGGCUCCCUUCGGACUUUUCUGCCCAUCCGUCCACUUGUCCCCAUACCUGUAUCACGACACUGUGGCAAAACGGGCGUGCGCAAAUCUCUGUGUGACAACAUGACCGCACCAGCAACUAAAGUUGCAAGGCAUACAGUAAAUAGAUAGAUGUAGGCUUUGAAUGCUUGCACAGACUCACCAGCCGCUGGGUCACAUAUAGAACUCAAGGAUGUAGUGUCAUGUCAGUUUCUUUGUAUGGAUUUUGUUUCAAGAUUAAGUUUCAGUGUGUGUCCCCUUUUUGCUACACAUAAAAGAUAACCAAUAGAAAAGGUUGAGACUAUUAGCCACUCCCUCCUCUGACACACAUACACACACAAUGCUGAUUAGAAAAUAUGUCAACAGCCUUUCACCUCAGGAAUGAAUCACUUUGCUUAGCUGAUGUAUAAGCCAAGUAGAAAAUGAUCAAUGUAUACAGAAUAUAUGAAUUUAUUUUCUCUAUCAUAACUCUAUUUUAUUAUUGUUUCUCUGGCACUCCCCCUAUUGAAUGUAACCCCCUUUGCAUGACCAUGUUGAGGAUAGAAGUACCAAUGCUUCCUCAGUCUGAGCAAGUUUCAAGUCUCGUAUCACCAGACGUUUUAGUUAAAAAAGGACACAGAUCAACUGGAAAUCAGGGAAGAAUUAAUGAUGUACUUUUGUGUUUGUCUGACAGACAUUACAGUAUUAAAGAUAUUCCCUUGUCUUUCUUUCAUUUCUUCCUCAAACAUUUUUUUGUAUGUUGCUUUUCUUUCCUGUUUUUAUAAUAUCAAGCUACAUGGGCAGUCUUGUGAUAUAUCCUUCAUUACUAUUUUCUCAUCAUUUUUAAAGCUUUGUUCCACUGUAGCGUGUGUAUUAUUUGAUGAUGUAGAUGACGCUGUGUGCUGUUCGAUAUAUAUGUACCAUGUUUGUGGUUUGGGUUUAUCACAAGAGAAACAGCUGUUGAGUUACAAAAUAGGAAAAUAAAGUUUUAUAAAUAAUUUUAUCUCAACCUGUAGAAGUACAGAAGAUUUUAAUGUCACUACAAAAUAAAUGCUAUUUUUUUAA